UCUGAUGAUGUUGGCCACAUACCGGUAAAAAUAAAUUGAAAUACUGGCCGACUUCUAGUGACGACGGUAUUUGUCGUAAAGACAACUUCAGCAAUCGUGGCCUCUGUUUUAUCAUUUUUAUAUGAGUUCGGGUUUUUGGAUCUUUUCUCAGAUAUCUUGCCGCGCUUUGCUCCCCUAUAGGCCAAAUCCUGCCCCCCCCCCCUAAACAGUUAGCUUUGGUCUAUUUACUGCACAAUGCCCUUUCUGUGUCAUUCUUAGUUGUAAACAGGAGCAUAGCCAGGAUGGUAAGAUUUGGGGGCAAAGACGAGUUAAGCGAGGGAAAAAUGGGGGCCUACACGCUUUGGAAGGUUAGAGAACGCCCUUAGUAUUUUGUUGUUGGUGGCGUCCGUCCCCUCUUCUUUCCCCACAUUACACUACUGGUUGUAAAUGCGUGUGAAAAAGCUUACUUACCGUAAUUUCCCUGAUUGUCGCAGAGAGAAAUACGGAUAGAUAUCUUUGCAUUCAAUCUUAACUAUCCUCCGAAGAAACGAUAUUUUUUCAACAAAUUUAAUUUAAAGUUCUUUUCAAACAAAGCCCCAUCGGUUAAAAAAUUUGAUGCUUAAUAAGAAAGUAAAGGCCAUCAUUUUAUGGAUUUAUAUUUACAAUAAUCAUAGAACUAAGUAUAAUAGCGCAUCUAUUUAGCAGCUGUGCUACCAGGGAGUUGCGUUUUAAACUGAUUUCAGCUUGUAAGAUAGUAUCUUCAUUGGAUCAAAAACAAGGGCAACCCCUUAGUGGCACAUUUUGGACAUAUUCUGACAAUAGAUUUUGUUCUGUGCCCCAAAUUAGGUCUUAUCAGAUUUUCUCAAGGGAGUAAAUUAGGCUUUAAGUUGGAAAAAUCGCUUAGUACACCCCCCCCCCCCCCACCCUCCGGAUUCUAUGAAUCUUGCAAUGGAAAGUUCGAUAACAAGCAAUAGGUAGGAACAAUCCAAGAUAAAUUUAACUAAUUCGAAAAGCAAAAUUUGAAAAUAAAGCCCAGCACAGAUUUUUCGAUUCUGUUUUAGGGUUGUUGCAAAAGUGAUAUCUUUCGUGGAAUUUCUACAUAACUUUUGCUUAUUAAAAAUUUUGGUUAUAUUAUUUUAAAAGUUGCUACACCAUUGUUUGACCUGUAGCCUGUGGAGUGUUGGGAAUAAAAUAUUCACGGUUGGCAAGUUUAACAUUAAAUUCUAGAAAUAUUUGUUAAUUUAUUUACAAACAAUGAAAGCCAUGUGGAAUGGAAGUGGGUUUGUGAUUUUUGGACUUUAAUAGGAAACUCGUCAUUUAUAACCACCAUAAAUCGAUGCGGGUUUCGUUUGCACCAAUCAUAUCGUUUCCUUGACAUCAUAUGGAGAACAAAAGGUCUAGCAACGACAACAACUAAUUGAUAUGAGUAUACAGGAAAUGAAGUAGAAAAGAUGGCAGCAAUUUUCUGUGGAAAAUUAUCAAUUCGAUCACCUGCCCUUGUCGGAGGAAAAGAGGCCAGUUACUGAAAAUUUGCGAGCGCAUAGGCCCAUUUAGACUCUCAGUAAUUCACAGUUGUUGGUUUACGAAAGUAUUUGGUCAACUUUUGCUGAGUUCGUCAUGGGAAAUUGUUGCAUCUCGCCGAACAACCAGAAACAAAUUGUCAGACGGCCUAAAGAUACAAACGGUAAAGUGAGCGGAAAGGACAAACACUCUCCAGUAACAUGCAUAGCUGCAAAUAAAACCGCGACAGAAAAUGAGAAAAAGAAACACCUUGUUGAAAAUGGUAGCUCGUUACUCAACGAAAGUAAGUUUUCUAGUCCAGCUGCUGUGAAGUCGGGAAACCCCCCGCAAGACAGAGAUUCGAGUCGUUCCUCACAAAAAUCGGACUUUAACGAGCAAAAUAUCGAGACAUUAUUUGCUAAAUAUAAGGAUAAAAACGAAGAAAAUAUAUUAGCUGCUGGUACAGAAAGCCUUUGCCAAGAUUUAAAACUUGACCCUACUGAAUUUCGUGUUCUUUUACUGGCGUGGAAGUGUAAUGUUUCCCAGAUGUGUCGUUUCACAAGACUGGAAUUUACGCACGGAUGUAGGAUUUUAGGUUGUGAUUCAAUCCGUACAAUGCAAUUAAAACUGUCUGUUGUAGAACAAGAAGUUGACGACAAAGAACUAUUUCGCGAUCUCUAUCGUUUCACUUAUGGCUUUGGCCUAGAUGUAGAGGAUGGUCAAAGAACUUUGCCAACCCAAGUUGCCAUCGAUCUAUGGAAGCUUGUGUUUACUAUAAAGAGACCUCGAUUUUUAGAUGAAUGGUUUGAAUUUUUGGAGAAGAAACAAGUAAAAGGAAUAUCCAGAGAUACAUGGAACAUGUUUCUCUACUUGACAGAAACAAUGAAAUCAGAUUUCAGUAACUAUGAUGAUUCUGAGGCUUGGCCCAGUCUUUUUGACGAAUUCGUAGAUGAACGCAAUCAGCCUGUAGAAAAUGAGCAGAAAGAGUCAGAUAGUGCUUUUUGAUUUAGAUGAUUUUGAAUUUUUUGGAGCUAUGGCUUUUAGAGAGAAUUUGAUAUUAGUUAAGUUAAGGGGCAAUCCACCAUUAGAUUGAAUUUGUUAUAUUGUUGUAAGAUGAGCUAAGCAUAGGAAAUUUGAUAUCACCAAUUUGCCAUUUCAAUCUUAGGGUAUUUCUAGUAUUUCAAACAUUUAUUGAAAAUCAAACUGGCUUUGGGUUGUUCUGAAUAUUUCAUAUUCAGCUUGUUGCUACCCUACAUCAAGUGGGAAACCUCUAAAAUUAGAAAAAUUUCCAGUCCUUUAUCUUCAUCUGUUAUAUAUCUUGCAGGGCCCUGUCAAACUCCAAAGGUUUUGGAGCUUCAGGUGUAUAUGGGAAAAUUGAGGAAAAGUGAUGAUGUAACAAUUAGUUUGGUUGUUCAAGACGUUGUUUAACACAAAGCUACAAUAAUCCUAAAAAACUCUUAGUAUGUGAUUGCCUUGCGAUUGCUGCUCUGCCAAAAUAAUUGAUUUAGUAUGACUAAGCAUAGUGAUUAUGUUUUUCUGGUGAAUUAGAGAAUCAGACCCAUAAAUUAUGAACAAAAGUGCUUGAAAUUCCUUCACCUUGCUUGCAAGAAAGAGAACAUAUCAACAGAAAACUAAUUAACAGUUUCUAAAAGAAUUUUCCAUUGUUUCUGUUGUUUGAAUAUCAGUUUUUACACAUUUUAAACAUAUUAGCUGUCAUAAGAUAAUUUUAGAGUAAUUAGUUGUAUAUUUGGAGUUAUUUAGUUCUCAGGGUAGCAUUAAAUGGCAUUGACUAGAUUCUGGGUUAAUGAUGAAGUGCAACAAGACAUUUAUAUGUAAACAAAGAUGUUUAAUAGAGAUAUAGAUUUUCCUAUCAAACCAGACCUCAAGUAAAAAGCACUUUGAUAACUGUAAAUAGGGACAGAUUUUGUAAUCCAAGGUGUUGUAUUUUACUUGAAACUUUAAAUGACCAUUGCCAAAGAAUUCAAUGAAAUGCAAUUGACUUUGCCUCAAUCAGAAUUAUGACCAGUCCUCCUGUGAUUUAUGAUUAAUUCAUUCAAAUAGAAAAGUGAUAUCAAACUCUUUAUAACAGCAUACACAAUGCAUUUGGUAUGAGUUUGAUCAAGUAAAAAUUGAGUAAUAGAUAUUUGCAAAUUUCAUAGCUUAUUUGUAGUUAUUUCCAGAGUAAGUAUUGUGUUAUUUGUUGCUUCAAUUCCAUAUCCAAAGUAAUGUAUUUCCAAGAUGUGUCUGUGUGUUUCUAUUUUAUAUCUGCCUUUAAAUCAAGUUGAAUCACUAUAUAUUCUUCUGGCAUUCCCAUGUUUUGAAUUGGCCUUUUCCAAGCAGAACAGACAAUGAGAUUGAUAAGGUAUAUUAAUGUUUGAAGAUGCAUAAUUAUAAGCAUAGACACAUAGACACCUAAGAAAGAUCCUAGGACUUAACUGGCAAAGAAAUAUUACCAACAACGAGCUCUAUGCCAGAACAAAAUGUGAACCAUGGAGUGAAAUAAUAAGAGAAAGGAGACCAACAUGGCUAGGACAUCUCAUGCGCUUGCACCCAGAAACACCAGCAAGGAAAACUCUUAAAGAAUAUCUCAGGAGGGUAAAACGG
Rhopilema esculentum is the source of this 4083-nucleotide messenger RNA. The record is from RefSeq and is a predicted model, not a curated record. NCBI's taxonomy places the organism in Eukaryota, Metazoa, Cnidaria, Scyphozoa, Rhizostomeae, Rhizostomatidae.